This is a messenger RNA of Cinara cedri, 1826 nucleotides long. The record is from the annotation of a GenBank genome assembly. NCBI's taxonomy places the organism in Eukaryota, Metazoa, Arthropoda, Insecta, Hemiptera, Aphididae.
AUGAAUAACAAGUAGGUUAUUUAUUACGCAAGUUUCAAAAGAUAAACGACUAAAACUACGGUAUGUGUAUAUGCAUAAUUUAAUUUUCUGUAUAUGUAAAUUAUAUAAUAUUAAUACUGUAAGCCUGCAAUUUAGAUUGGUCUAUUAAAAAUUAUUAGAAAAAAAUCAUAAAUGUAUAUAUUUUAAAAUAGGUGUGCAAUCACCAAGGCAAUAGUUUUUCGAAAAAAUAUGACGUUGCAUCAUAAUGAAAAAGUUGAUCUUUGAAAACAAGAUAUAUUGAACAGCCCAUACCAUGUAUUUGGAGAACAUUCUUAUUGUGCCAAGUAUAACAAUUUAAAAUAAAUUAAAUGAUACUUUUUUUUUUAUCUGCAAUCGUUUAAAAUUAUGUAUUUAUAUUUUAUUUAGUUACUUUUGUAAUGGUCCUAAAGAAAGUGAGGUAAAUUUAGUUUCACAAAUGGAAAAUUGUGGACUGUUCAAAGAUAUUUUAGGAGCUAGAAAUAUUGUCGCUCAUCAUGCUCAAAGCCUAAUAUACAACGUAAACAAUAAUGCAGUUGAAGGCUUUAAUAGUGUGGUUGCCAAGUAUGUAGGUGGAAAAAGAGUUAAUUUUUCUUCUAGAGGUAAUAACAAAUACUUAUAAAACUAAAAAUUAUAUUUUCGUAUUAUAUGUUUGACAUAUUAUGUAAAACUAACACUUUAUAGACUCAUAUAGUGCACGGUGUAAUACAGCGGCAACGUCGUAUAAUUGUUUACAAAAAUAUAUUAGUAAUUUACAUAAACAAAUUACGAAUACUAGCCCUGGAUUAUUUACAAAACAAUAUAUAAAAAGAGUAGAAAGAUCAAAAUUAAAAUUAAAAUGUAGACUUAAAUUUCGAAAGGUAUUAUAUAAUAAUUUAAAUUCGAUUAUAUUAAACAGAUGAGGAGGGCUAAAUCUAUAAAUAACUAGUUCUUAUAUAGCUUAUAUAUAGGUACUCUUAGAUUUGUAAAUUGUUAUAUUAUUAUUAUAUACCUAAUAAUAUAAUAUAAUAGUAUUUUUUUUUAAAUUUUUAUUUAAUUAUGCAGUGAAUAAUAUCGUAUUCUCAUUUUCUUAAAAUAAUUCUAACCAUUUUAUUACUUAAAAACAAGUAAUAUAAUACAUUAUAUUAUAUUCAACUGAUUUUUUUUUUUUUAAUUAUAAAUUAUAAGAUCUUUUCCAAAGAGAACAAAAAUUAUUGACGGACCAGAUGAGAAUUAUGGAGCAUUAUAGUAAUCAAACAUACUGUAUAAGUACUCUAAAAUCUAAGUAGUUAAAUGUUAUUUUAUUCAUACUCUAGGUACGGCAUUGAAAAUGAACCAAUGGCCAAAAAAGAUUUUGAAAAAAAAUUUGAUUUUAAAAUUGAACCAGCAGGGUUAUUUAUACAUACAAAACUUAAUUAUUUAGCCGCAAGUCCCGAUGGACUAAUAGGCAAAGACGCAAUAGUUGAAAUUAAGUGUCCUCAAAGUAUAAAGGAGUAUUUACCGGAAGAAGCAGUAAAUAACAAAAAAUUAAAAUUUAUGAUUUAUAAUGAUGAAAAACUAAUAUUAAAAAAAAAAUAAUUGUUACUAUUUCCAAGUACAAGGACAACUUAAUAUUACAAAACGAAAAUGGUGCUAUUUUGUAGUGUGGACGCCCAAAGGUAACUUAUACUUUUUACUUCAUUUUUUAUUUCAAAUCAACAUAAUCUAAUAUUUUAUAUUUUUUUAUAGGUUUUGUAGUUGAUAAAAUAUUAAGAGACAAUGAAUUUUGGAAAAAUAAUAUUGAACCACAAUGCACAAAACUUUAUAUGGAAUCUUUAGUCCGAGAAUUAUAG